This is a messenger RNA of Polistes canadensis, 699 nucleotides long. RefSeq lists its product as uncharacterized. The transcript is spliced from 7 exons. Gene Ontology annotation, biological process: sensory perception of taste. Gene Ontology annotation, cellular component: membrane. The record is from RefSeq and is a predicted model, not a curated record. The coding region runs from base 1 to 699 and encodes 232 amino acids. NCBI's taxonomy places the organism in Eukaryota, Metazoa, Arthropoda, Insecta, Hymenoptera, Vespidae.
AUGAUUAUUGAUUUCUCUUUUAUAUUUUGGAUCAGGUUUACAAAGAUAAAAUUUGGCCAAUUGAACAACGUAUUGAAAAACAUGUUGACAUCAACUAAUGAUAUUCCUCAACAUAAAAGAGUACUUCGAAUGAAAGAUAAUUGGGAAGAUGAUUCGUUGUUAUCUACUAUUUAUUAUACCUACAAAGCUAAUGAAAAUUAUAUAAAAUUAAAAAUAAUUCGAUAUAUAAAGAUUAAAUUUGGCCAAUUAAAUGUUGCAUUGAAAAGUAUGCUUACAACAACUGUCAAUUCACCGCAACAUAAAAGAGUAUUUGGAAUGGAAGAUAAUUGGGAGGAUGAUUCUUCGUUAUCUAUUAUUUAUCGAACGUACAAAACUAAUGAGAAUUAUAUUAAAUUGAAGAAAAUUAAACAAGUUCAUCUGGAAUUAUUCAAAUUGUCGAAGGAACUUAGUAAGAUGUAUGGUAUACAGGCUGAAAAUACUAACGAAGUUCUUCACACGUUUUACGGACAAAAUACGAAUUUGGAAAUUAAAAAUGAGGUGGAUAUAUUUACAUUGCAAAUGAUGCAACACCGUACCGAAUAUUCUGCUUAUGGUUUUUUUAAACUUAACUGCAAACACAUUUGUUCGUGUAUAGGUACCGUAACAACGUACAUAGUUAUCAUGAUACAAGUAACCGAUUCGAUAGAAGAAGUAUCAUAA